Molecule: messenger RNA, 2890 nt
Organism: Triplophysa dalaica
Lineage: Eukaryota; Metazoa; Chordata; Actinopteri; Cypriniformes; Nemacheilidae
Gene: ccdc85b
Product: coiled-coil domain containing 85B
Exons: 2
Coding region: 755-1354 (199 amino acids)
Biological process (GO): negative regulation of DNA-templated transcription
Cellular component (GO): nucleus
Source: RefSeq, a predicted model, not a curated record
AGGAGAUGGGGAAGACAUCACUGCCUCCCCAACCACCACCAUCGCCAAAGGAAACACUUAAUCUCAAGGAAAAUCACCACGAAUUCCUCAGGAAUUAAGCACGAAGUACGCCGUCUUUUAACAAACAUUUCAACCUCGUUGUUUUGGAUUUUCCGAUGUCUUUGACUUUAUAAAACCGACCAAUCGCAGGUAGCGACACAACCAGGCUGCCCUAUAUUGCGACUCUUAUUUAUUUAUUUUUGCGUGUUUACAACGCCUUUUCCAAACAUCGUUUAUUUUGAGAUUCCGAGAUUUUUUUAUCAAGUCGAAAAUAAUUGAGGUUAUCGAAGAGAAUGCAUUGGCAGGCUUUAGGGCGGACAGAGACCGAGCCAAGAGAGGAACGAUAAAAGCGCGGACAUUGUGAUCCCUGAUAAUACAGAAGAGAUGCUGCACGAGGAUUAUUUUAAACCUCUGUGCUGAUGUGAGGAACACAAGAGGAGGAACCAAUGCGAUCCUGCUUCUAUAAAUCGUGAAAUUAUACGAAUUUAUGUUGCAUGGAUGCGAAAUUAAUGUCGGCGGUUACGUUUUAAUGCGCGAGGAGAGAGAGAAAAUGCACCGUUCUGCUCGUGCCUGGAUGAGGAAUGCUGCGAUCAAUUGAAAGCGAUUGACAUCCCAUGUGCCUCAUACGACCGACAAGAUAACAGAUGGUGCAUCCGCUGUCAUAUUAAACUCCUGGCAUUUUUUUGGGCGUAUUACCGGUGACUUUUUGUACAGAAUGGGGAGCGACAGUGAAGUAUUGAACCGGGAGCUGUCUAAGAUGUCUGAUGAGGACUUGCUGGCGUGCUCGAAGGAGGAACUCGUGAACCGACUGCGCAGGGAAGAAUCAGAAAAGAUGUCAGCUCUGAUUCAGCGCGGUCGAUUGAUCAAAGAGGUCAAUAAACAACUGCAGGGACAUCUGCUCGAAAUCAGGGAACUCAAAACCAUCAACCAGCGGCUUCAAGAGGAGAACCAAGAACUGAGAGAUUUGUGCUGCUUUUUGGACGACGACCGCCUGAAAGUGAAGAAGCUCGCGCGAGAGUGGCAACUCUUCGGCAAUCACGCGGCCAAAGUGAUGCGAGAGGACCUCGGCGGAUACCUCAAGAAACUCGCCGAUCUGGAGCGGAUGCAAGACGGCCUGGUGAAGGAGAAUCUGGAUCUGAAGGAACUGUGUUUGGUGCUCGAGGAAGAGUGCGUGAGCAGAAGUGAUUCCAGCCCGGGUGGCUCUACGGAUCUCAACAUACCGUGUAUGGUUUCCCGAGACUUGGGUGAUGGGAGCUCGAGCACUGGGAGUGUGGGAAGUCCAGACCAACUGCACUUGGUGUGUUCACCGGACUGAGGGAGUGGAGCACAGCCAUACCACUUUAACCUUCUCUUUUUAUGCUGAAACUGACUGUACGUCUGCAAACUCAGAGAGGCGAAGUAGUUUACAUUUUCUGAAACGGCAUCUCAGCUAUUUCAGUGGAAAUAGACAUGACGUAGGCUAGUUUACUCAUGGCCUUUUGAUGCCAUACGUUUCAUCAAUUGCAUUUUAUAGUUGGUCACCUUUACAGCAAAAUGUCCUUAGGUUGGCAAGCAGAACGAAAGUAGUUUUAAGCUUCACACUUUCACAGAAAUCUGCAAUUUGAUAGACUAAUUAAUACAUAUACUGUACAUUAUGACCCGGUUUCACUGACAAGGCGGCUAGUCCCAGACUAAACUUAACGUUUGACCUGUCAUAACUGAAUAUAGCUCGCCCAGAAAUAUCUUAAGAUAUGUUAGUGCCAUAGUUUUUGUCUAAGGCAUUUUUGUAAAAGCAAAUUAAAUAUCUUAAUUCAACUAAGGCAUAGUCCAGGCAUAAACUCUGUGAAACUGGGCCUAAAUGUAUAUGUAUGUAUUUUAACAGUAUUGCUUGCCAAAUAGGAUUUCUUGACCUAAUCAAUGCCAUUUAUAAUAUAAGUACCAUUAUUUGAAUGUAUGUUUAUUGCUGGAAGAGUUUCACUCAUCUCUUAUAGGCUGUAGGAAAAUAGGUUUCAAGGUUAACAUUUUAAACAACAUUGGGAGAAACUAACCAUACUGCUAACUUUAACCAGGUUUAACUGUGCACUGAUCUGUUCACGGGCUGAUGUUUCUCCUAAUGAUGCACUACGACAGGGCUGAAAUAAAUCCUGAAUCUUUAAAGAUUCACAUUUUUAAACCGAUUAGAGCCAUAUAUACUAUGUAGUGGUCUGUUUAAGAUCAUUUACUAAAGCACUGAAUCAUUUUCAGCGAUGCAGAAGUAUCAAAGGAUUGUGCAAAGCCUCUAUUGCAAGCAGAUCAGAUUGAUUUUUGUGUAUUAAGAUGUAAAUGAUGGCUGUAUUUUGGAGGCCCGACAGUGAUUCACUGGAAAUGCACGUUAUUAACACUUUUUUACUGUAUGGAUUUUUUUUUGUUUGUUUGUUUUGAACUGGACAAUUUAAUUGACUAGAUGUAGUGAUGUGUGCUCCACUUAACAAAACAUUUCGCGUUAACCCUACCUUAUGGCAUAACACAGCUGUACUGUACAAAGCUUUUUGUGUUGAACUGUUACUUUUAACAUCUUUACAUGACACACCGAUGUUGGGACAGGACAACAUUGACACAUAUGUAAUUAGUUUUAAAAUAUUGUGAUAGGUAUUGCUAUUAUAGUCAACUUUUGUUGGAUUUCUUGUAUUUGUUGCAUACUACAAAACCCCUUCUACAUAAGAUUCCUCUGUUGUAUAUGUUUAAAUCAUAUCAUGACCAGUAUUAUUUCAAUGACUUCAGAUUCUAAUGGUUUAGACCAGACCCAGUUCUCUGAUUUACUAGCCUUUGCUUUGUUUAAGGCUAUGCUCGGAAUGAAGGACAUAGCUUUAAAUACACUUGACUGAGACACCAA